UUUUUCCCUCUGUUCUUUUCUUUUUGUCCUCGAUCGAUAUACUUCAAAUCCAUUGUGCUUUUUUGUACUCAAAUUACUAGCAUCCGAGGUGUCGCAUUUCCAAUCAGGCGAUCAUGCGAUGAUGUCCGAGAUCUGAGCCGACAAGGGGCAGUCUGUCCGACUUGACAACAAAUUAUUCCUGAGACUCCAACUGAUUCAAUUUUAUUCCCUCAUUCCUUGCAGAAUUUCACCUUCAAUAUUACCCUUCUAACGUAACUUCUUUGAGUCGUCGAACGGUCACCGUCAUUAUCAUCGCAAUGGGAAACGCAAUCUCACUCCUCCGUCUCGCACUGGCCGAUUUCAUGGAGACGUUGCGGGGAUACCAAGUCUUGAAGGACAGUCUGCAGCGCUCGCCGGGUCUACCAGUGGUCGACGAUCCCACUGGCACCACCAGCCGAUCGUUCUGGAUGCAUCCGCCUUCGCCGAUCGCGAAACACUGUUCGGAGAUACCGGAUUAUGCUGAUUUCGUCAUCAUCGGCUCUGGCAUUACUGGAACGUCUGUUGCGAGGAGGUUAUUGCAAGGGUGCAGGGCGGCUGGUUGGGACAGUGUGCGGGUUUUGAUGCUAGAAGCCAGAGAUGCGUGUUCGGGUGCAACGGGGAGGUAUGUACGCCAUAGCAUAUGUGCUGGUCCGAGUCUGUGGGAAGUGACACUCCCUCACCCCCCUAUCCGCUACAGAAACGGCGGACACAUAUCGCCGCCUCUAUAUCACGAUUGGGCGGCAUUACAAAAACAGUACGGAGACGUCUCAGCGCAGAAACUGAUUAAAUUCCGGCUUGCACAUCUCCAGGAACUCCAAAGGGUCGCGGAAGAGGAGGGCAUUCUAGACAAAUCGCAAUGGCGAGCGGUCGACUUGGUGGACGUGUAUUAUGAUAAGCGGUCUUUUGACAAAGCAAAGGAAAAGCUGUCAAAGUAUCAACGAGACCUGCCUUUCGAAGCGUCGCAUCAUCGUGUGUAUGAGGCUGCAGAGGCGAUAGAGACGUUCCAUCUUGCAGAUGAUGUUGCAGGGUGUAUUGCUGGUGGUGCAGGCGCCAUCCAUCCAUACAAAUUUGUAACUGGCAUCCUUUCGAGCCUCCUCAAGCGAUAUCCAGACAACUUUUUCCUCUGUACGAACACACCUUGUGUCUCUAUAUCGAGUCCCUCAGCUUCUACCUCAUAUUACACCGUGACGGCGACCAAAGGAAAAACACAUACCCCACACGUCAUCCAUGCCACCAACGGCUGGUGCGCACACCUCCUCGAGCCGAUGCGCGCCAAGAUUGUGCCUAUCCGGGGUAACAUGAGCGCACAGCGGCCGGGACAGUCACUCCUACCUACGACCGUCUCGCAUGCGUACGUGUUCUACCCUUCAUCGGGAGGAUUCGACUACCUUACCCAGCUCCCGAACGGGGAACGUGAAUUGAUGCUUGGAGCCACUUUCGCACAAUCGACGGGAUAUGGGGAAGUUGGGAAUACCGACGACAGGGUAUACAAUAAAUCCAUCGCGGCUCGUCUGGGAGGUGUACUGCCGAGAUAUUUCGGGGAGAAGAAUUGGGGUGCUGAAGCUCAACCCGCUGAUGGUGAUGACGACGACGAAAACCCGGGAAUUGGAUGGGAUCAGGGCCGAACCAAGGCAAUAUGGAGCGGUAUCCUUGGUAUCUCGGUCGACUUGAUGCCGUGGGUCGGUCGCUUGCCAACGGCGGCGUCGGGUCGUCCCGAACCUCCUGUAAUACCAUCAUCUCCCCGAGUUUUAGGGGUAGGCGCCAAGAGGGAGGAUGAGGUCUCCUUCGGGGCAGCCCCUGGGGAAUGGAUAGCAGCAGGUUACACUGGCGAGGGAAUGGUACAUGCAUGGCUAAGCGGCAAAGCGCUUGCGGGGAUGAUUUUAGGGACGGAGAAGGAAGACAAGCUUGCGGAGUGGUUCCCUGAGGCCCUGCGGGUGACUCAUGCCCGAUGGCGGAAGGCAAAGCUAGAAGCACUCGCGGCUAGUGUUAGCGGGGAGUGAUAUAUUGCAGGCAGAGGAUAACGAACACAAAAUUACCGAUGCGACGUAUAUAUGCAUGUAUCACGUUGUUUGAACGGCUAGUCUUUUUUGCGUUGCAACGGGAUGGACUCG
Messenger RNA from Pisolithus orientalis, 2129 nucleotides. RefSeq names its product FAD dependent oxidoreductase. Gene Ontology annotation, molecular function: oxidoreductase activity. Gene Ontology annotation, cellular component: cytoplasm. The record is from RefSeq and is a predicted model, not a curated record. Lineage: Eukaryota; Fungi; Basidiomycota; Agaricomycetes; Boletales; Pisolithaceae. The coding region runs from base 297 to 2018 and encodes 573 amino acids. The transcript is spliced from 3 exons.